Gavia stellata (red-throated loon) is the source of this 1275-nucleotide messenger RNA. It is a transcript of the gene SFXN4, whose product is annotated as sideroflexin 4. The transcript has 14 exons. The record is from RefSeq and is a predicted model, not a curated record. NCBI's taxonomy places the organism in Eukaryota, Metazoa, Chordata, Aves, Gaviiformes, Gaviidae. Gene Ontology annotation, cellular component: mitochondrial inner membrane. Gene Ontology annotation, molecular function: monoatomic ion transmembrane transporter activity. Gene Ontology annotation, biological process: mitochondrial transmembrane transport; monoatomic ion transport. Bases 1 to 960 code for a protein of 319 amino acids.
AUGGACGCCAACCUGCGGUUCUGGAGAGCGGAGGGCCAGUCUUUUUUCCAGAGGUUUCUCCUCUGGGUGGACGUCUUGGAUCCCCUGCUGCUCCUGAAAUCCUCCGAUGAAAUAAGAAGAACCAGGUUAUUAUUACAAAACAGUGGAAAGACGCUAAGUGAGCCCAUACAGAAUGAUCAGACAAAACAAGCCUUCCUGCUAAGCCUGUCCAGUGUACAUCCUGAUACAGACAAGAUAAUUCCUGUUUUGUUUAGACCUCCGGCCUUCCUGCCCAUAUCUCUUCCAUUGGUUAUUGCUUCAUCUCUUCAGCUCCAGGCAAAGCAAACUUUUUUUUGUCAGUUCGUGUUUCACACAUAUACCACAGGAUUCACCCUAUUAAAUGGAAAUGGUACUGCAAAAGCUGAAGGGUACUCGCUUCAAGAAAAGCAGAUCUUCUACAGCUUGGGAGCCAUUUCCUAUGCAGCAUGUAGUGGUGCUCUUCCUCUGGUCUUCAUGAAUCGAUACACGUUGAAGAGCCCGUUAACGCAACUAGUCAUCAAAAAACUUCUACCUGCUCCUCUUCUUGGCUUGAUGAGUGCAUUUACUGCGGCGGUGGUGAGAAGCCCAGAAUUUGAGAAUGGUAUUGAAGUGAUGGACAGGAAUGGCAAGGUUGUAGGACUGUCACAGAAGGCUGGUGAGAAGGCCGUUAAAGAAACAGCAUUGUCAAGAGCAGUCUUGUUUGGGACAACAUUCUUCCUGCCAGCUGUGCUUAUGUACUUUUUCGAAAGAGCAAAAUUUGCAAAAACUCCACAUGCUUUGGCUUCAGUGAGAAUGCUUGUGACUGCGUCAGUACUAGCAGGAAUGCUACCAGUCUCGCUUAGUAUGUUCCCGCAGUGUGGGGAGAUAAAGCGAGCAGACCUUGAACCAGAAAUUCUGUCAUCUACAGAAGAAACGGAGUUAUUCUACAAUAGGGGAAUUUAGAGAUUGGCUUUAAUAUGUAAACGUGUGCUUUGAAGUGAAUUCUGAACGCAUCAACAAAUUCAGUUGGCAUAUGUAAGUGAUUGAAUUGUGAAUUUAUGGUGGCAUACAUACCAGAUUUGGUGUACAAUGGUGUGGUCUAUAAAAAGGCAGACUUUGCAAAAUGAUUUUGCCAGCCCCAGCCUGCAGGCAGAUACGUACACAUAACUUAAUGCUGUAAAUUAUAUUAGUACCAGAAAGCACUGUAACACAGCAUUUGUCACAAGCUGGGUUCUGUAUGCUUCCUUGUGUGAUUGAUUUCUUAAUUAAAAGACUAUU